Molecule: messenger RNA, 3316 nt
Organism: Silurus meridionalis
Lineage: Eukaryota; Metazoa; Chordata; Actinopteri; Siluriformes; Siluridae
Gene: prkg1l
Product: protein kinase cGMP-dependent 1, like
Exons: 20
Coding region: 149-2173 (674 amino acids)
Biological process (GO): protein phosphorylation
Molecular function (GO): cGMP-dependent protein kinase activity; ATP binding
Source: RefSeq, a predicted model, not a curated record
CUCACACUCGUUUUAUUAGCCGCCGGAACAGAAGAUGCUCUCGUAAAAGAGCUUUUAUUUCCUGUGCAGCUUUUUUUUCUCUCUUCAUUGUUGCUCUAGAGGGAGGAAUAAUACAGUUUUUGCAACACGUAAAUUCAAAGCAGGCAACAUGGGUACUCUCCGAGAUCUUCAGUUUGCACUCCAGCUGAAGAUCGAAGAGCUGCGCCAGAGAGACGCUCUGAUCGACGAACUCGAGCUGGAGCUUGACGCCAAAGACGAUCUCAUCCGGCGUCUGCAGGGCGAGCUCGACCGGCUGAGGGACACUCUCACCUCUCCCGGAUCCUCCACAGGGCAACACCGUGCUUCAUCUUUAAGGGUGAAGAGAAGAUCUGUGAUUACAGAGCCUACAAACCUGGACCUGAAACUGAUCCUGCAGAAUCCUCCUAUGAGCCACAGCAAGAACCUGGAGUCUCAGCAAUUGAUCGAGGCAGCGUUAAGGGACACCGAGUGGCUGAAGUAUGUCGGGACGGAGUUAUCAGACCUGGUGGAUUGUGCAUACCCAACAGUGGUCGCCCAGGGAGUCCGACUCGUUCAAGAAGGCGAUGAGGCGUCGCAAUCGUUCAUACUGGAAGAGGGAAAACUCGAGGUAUCCAGGGCUGGACAGAAGCUGCACAAUAUUGAACCUGGAACAUUGUUUGGAGAGCUGGCCCUGCUUUACAACUACACCUGCACUUCUACUGUUACAGCCCUGAUGAGCAGUAAGCUGUGGGUCUUCGAGCGACAGACGUUUCAGAGGAUCAUGCAGAGGAGCAGUGUUCUCCGAAUCACUCAGUGUGUGGAUGUUCUCCGCAGUGUGCCGUUACUCUGCGCAUUACCAGAGGAUGAUCUCAUUCAAAUCUCUGAUGCUCUACAAGAACAUCAUUACAGUGAUGGUGACUACAUUCUGAGACACGGCAUUCCUGGAGACACCUUCUUCAUCGUGAGCAGUGGUCAGGUGCGAGUGUUAGAAAGACACUCGGUCAGUGAGGACAGCGUCUGCAUGUCCAUCCUGUCCAGUGGAGACAGCUUCGGGGACAGAGCCCUAAAAGGAGAGGUUUCAAGAUCUUUGAGUGUUGUGUCUGCAGGUGGGGUCACGUGUCUGGUCAUAAACAGAGAGACUGUCAUGAGGUUCAUAGGAGCAUCUGUAGAGACAAAGGAGAAUGGAAGCAAUGAGUCAAAAGCCAGGAGUGCAGACGGAGGUGACAGACUGUCCCAUGUGUCUCUCGACGAUAUUCAGGUGCUGUGUAAUGUAGGGGAAGGACGGUACAGUCACACACAACUGGUUCAUUUGAAGAAUGACACCAGCUGUGCGUUUGUGCUGAAAAUCAUAAGUAAACACGCUUUAGUGAGCUCAGGCAACAGAGCACGCAUCCUCGCUGAAAAACAAAUCCUGAUAGAUGCCGGGUGUCCUUUCAUUGUCAGGUUAUAUUGUACCUUUAGAGAUGCAAACUGCCUCUACAUGUUAAAGGAAGCGUGUUUGGGUGGAGAUCUGUGGACUUUACUAAGAGAGAGGGGUUCGUUUGAUGAAAACGCAGUCCGGUUCUACACAACCUGUGUUCUCGAGGCUUUGAGAUUCCUCCACGGCCAAGGCAUCAUCCACAGAGACCUGAAACCAGAGAAUGUGCUGCUGGAUCAGAAAGGAUACGCCAAACUGGCAGGAUUUGGCUCUGCAAAGCAACUUGGUUCUCUCCAGAGAACCUGGUCAUUCUGUGGCUCAGCAGCUUACCAGGCUCCAGAGAUCCUAUUGCACAAGGGUCACAGUGUCAUGGCAGACUUCUGGGCUUUAGGAAUCUUUGUAUACGAGUUACUCAACGGCAUUCCUCCGUUCUCAGGUUCAGACCAGCUAAAGAUCUGUGCAGCUGUUUUGAAGGGAAUCGAUGCCAUAGAGUUCCCAGAGGUCAUCAGCGAUCCUGCGGCUGAUUUCAUCAAACAGCUCUGCAGAGAGAAUCCCACAGAGAGACUGGGCCAGAGGAACGGGGUCACAGACAUCCAAGGACACAAGUGGUUUAAAGGAUUUGAUUGGGACGCAGUGCGUAAAGGAACACACCCCCCUCCUAUAGUACGACAUGUCCAAGGUUUUCUGGAUCAUUCCAAGAGUGACAAUCACAAAGACUCAUCACCUGGAGAUGACUCUGACUGGGACAAAGAUUUUUAAACUGAUUAUUGGUUAUAAAUGAUCAUGUUGAAAGACUGUUAUGAAGGACAUUCUUUAUUGAAAAACUUCAGCGAGUGGAUUUUUUUUUUUUUCAGAUACACACCUUAAAUGUAAUAAUUUAUAAUAAGAAUUUAAAUGAUUUUUUAUUCAUCUGAAAGUAAUUAAGCUCAGUUUCUAUGAUUUCAUCAUUUAUCUUCAUCCUAAAUCUGUUUAAUGUAAAAGUUACAGCUGAAUCAUAUUCGUUUCUUUAUAAAAGGGUUAAACAUGUCACUGUGUUUCAUGAUGUUUCGUUUUGAUUAGAAAAUGCUGCUAAAUAAAGCAGGUGAAACAAUAAGCUAUUGUUUAUAUCCUCGGCUAUUUGAGUUUCCUAUUGAAUUUCAUUUCGAAAAGAAUCGCAAACAUUACAGACAACGCUUGUGAGAAUUUGAAUGAUACUUGAUAUAUGUACUGUACAUGAAGUUGAAAAUGAGUGUGAUACCCAAGUAUGAAGGUAAUAUCCAGUGUCAAGAUUUGCAGCAGAUUUUAGCAUUUUUACAUUUUGUACAAGUAAAAAACAUUUUAUAUUCAGGAUAUUAUCAAAUUAUUACUAGAAAUACAUCAGACACUACUCUAAUACAGGUUGAAACAAUCUUCCUCUCUUCAAAAUCCACAAUAUUGUUUAAUUCAUUUGCAAUAUGAUCAAUAUACCAAAAACACAUUAAAAAAAAGUUACUAUUCUUAAAAGGUCUUACAAUUUAUUUUAAUAGUAAUAAAACAAUGACGAGAAAUCCAAUUGAACUGAAGCGCAUAGCAAUCAGAAAAUCUAUGGUAAUAUAGUGUAAACAAUAUCUAUAUGUAAAUCUUAAGCUAUGGUGGAGAAUAAAGGUAAAAAAACAAAACAAUAUUUAGUAAAUCACUGCAAUUUUUACCGGAUUGGUCUAGUUUUUAAAUUACAAGAUGUCAAAUUUACCAUGUUUUAAGGAAAUGUAAGAACUGUAAUGUAAGAACUGUAAAUGUUUUCUUCUCUCACAAGUUCUAUUAAAAAUGUAAAUUAGCAGAAGUAUUUGUAUUGUAUAUGCAUAAGUAUAAUUGCUAGUCCAAAAAAAUACAAAAUAAACCAUAUUAAUAUAAGGUCUGUAUUUAUAAUAGUCAUCAAAUGUUUAC